CCGAGCAUAAAAGCAAUCGCUGUUCUGCUCCUGCUGUUUUAUCGCAAUUUGCGUCUUUUAUUUCCGAACGGAGUUUCAAAGCGCGCGAUGGAUGCCCUGUUUUUGAGGUCGUGUCCGCUACUGCUGUUUCUCCUGCCUCUUUUUUUGUGGGACGCAUCUUCGGCUCAGGUCGCCUACUCGGUCACAGAGGAAGUGAAUAAAGGGACCGUGGUUGGAAAUAUGGCGAAAGACCUUAACUUCAACGCUCGCGAGCUGGAGGCACGCAUGUUUCAGAUCGUGUCUGGAUCAAGCAAGAAGUAUUUCGAGGUCAACUUGAAGACUGGCGAGCUGUUCGUGAACGAGAGGAUCGAUCGGGAGGAGCUUUGUCCUUCAAGUCAAACGUGUUCGUUGCAUCUUGAAGCUAUUGCGCAAAGCCCUUUGCGACUUUUUAGCGUCACUGUGAAUAUAAUGGAUGUAAAUGACAACGCCCCGUCUUUCCCUUAUAAAACGUAUGAUUUGAACAUUACAGAGCACGCGUUUGCUGGUGAGAGAUACCCUUUGCCCAAGGCGAGUGAUGCAGAUGUAGGCAGCAACUCGGUUAAGAGCUACAGGCUUAGCAACAAUGAAUAUUUUUCGCUGAACGUCCAGAGCGGUGGAGAUCAGAAUCUCUCACCACAGCUUGUUCUGCAGAAGGCUCUAGACAGAGAAAAGCAAGCCGUUGUGAAGCUCAUACUCACUGCUGUCGAUGGAGGUAAACCCCAAAGGUCUGGCACUCUUGACAUAACAGUUAAUGUAAUUGAUGUGAACGAUAACACGCCUGCGUUCAGCAAAGAGCUUUAUAAAGUGAGCAUCCCUGAGAAUGCAAUGUUUGGGACUCCAGUUAUUAAGCUUAAUGCUACUGAUCUGGACUCUGGAGUGAAUGGAGAGAUUGUUUACUCUUUGAUAAGCCACGGUAAGGAGAAGUGGGCAGACAUUUUUGCUAUAAACCCCUCCACUGGGGAAAUCACAGUAAAAGCGCAGCUGGACAGGGAAGAUACUGCUGCGUUUGAGCUUCACGCGCAGGCUCAGGACAAAGGCUCCUCGCCUCGAGCAUCUCAUUGCAAAGUUUUAAUCGAAGUGCUUGACGUGAAUGAUAACGCCCCAGCCAUUUCCGUCACCUCUCUCACGAGCGCGGUGAGAGAAGACGCCACAUCCGGUACUGCUGUUGGAUUGAUCACGAUUGCUGAUAAUGACGUAGGCAAAAACGGAGAGGUCAGUGCUAAAGUUAAAGAGCUCGGUCCAUUUAUACUUCAGUCAUCUUACAAAAACUAUUACUCAUUAGUGGUGGAUGGAUCUCUAGACAGAGAGCGCGUGCCUCAGUAUAACAUCACCAUAAUGGCUACUGAUAAAGGAACCCCUACUCUGUCCAGCAGUGUGGUUCUUACCAUUCUUGUUAUGGAUGUGAAUGACAAUGCGCCUCACUUUCCAGACAGUUUAAUGGUCUUUUAUGUGAAGGAAAACAGCCCAGCUGGAAAUGUAAUAGCCACAGUGACAGCAAAAGAUCCAGAUAUUAAUGAGAAUGCUCAAAUUGUUUAUUCUUUGAUUGGUCAGAGCAGUAUGGAAGGUUCCUGGUCACCUAUGGUGGACAUCAAUCCCUCAAGUGGUGAUAUAUACAGUAAACAGUCAUAUAAUUAUGAGGAAAUCAAAUCAUUCCAGUUUAAAGUCCAGGCCACUGACUCUGGAGCUCCUCCACUCAGCAGCAAUGUGACUGUGCACGUGUUUAUCCUGGAUGAGAACGACAACAGUCCAGUGAUCUUACCUCCUUACUCUGAAGCUGGGUCAGUAAACACCGAGAACGUCCCCUACUCUGCUGAAGGGGGCUACUAUGUGGCUAAAAUCCGAGCUGUAGAUGCCGAUUCUGGUUAUAAUGCGCUGCUGUCUUAUCACAUCACUGAGCCUAAGGGGACUAAUCUGUUCCGCAUUGGAAGCAGCUCUGGAGAAAUCAGGACUAAGAGGCGAAUGAGUGACCACGACCUGAAAACCCACCCACUUGUUGUGACGGUAUGUGACCAUGGAGAACCUUCACUAUCAGCUACAGUGACUGUCGAGGUUGUGGUGGUUGAAAGUCUGGACAGCGGGCAGCCUUCCCUAAGACAAGUGCCGAUGAAGGAGGAGGGCUUCUCUGAUCUGAAUCUGUAUCUGCUCAUCGCUAUUGUCUCAGUGUCUGUGAUCUUUCUGCUGAGCCUCAUCGGUUUGCUAGCGGCUAAAUGCUGCGGGUCAGAGGGCGGUUUGAGCAGGUGCAGCGGUCCAGUGGUCACUACACACCCUGACGGGAGCUGGUCUUACUCUAAAGCCACUCAGCAGUACGACGUGUGCUUCAGCUCAGACACGCUGAAGAGUGACGUUGUGGUUUUCCCCUCGCCGUUUCCGCCUGCAGACGCAGAGCUGAUCAGCAUUAAUGGAGGGGACACUUUCUCUCGGACACAGACUCUCCCCAGCUCUGGGAAGGUAAGGCUGUAA
This is a messenger RNA of Pygocentrus nattereri (red-bellied piranha), 2478 nucleotides long. RefSeq names its product protocadherin alpha-8-like. Gene Ontology annotation, biological process: homophilic cell-cell adhesion. The coding region runs from base 88 to 2478 and encodes 796 amino acids. Gene Ontology annotation, molecular function: calcium ion binding. The transcript has a single exon. The record is from RefSeq and is a predicted model, not a curated record. Lineage: Eukaryota; Metazoa; Chordata; Actinopteri; Characiformes; Serrasalmidae. Gene Ontology annotation, cellular component: plasma membrane.